Messenger RNA from Megalops cyprinoides (Indo-Pacific tarpon), 2466 nucleotides. RefSeq names its product interleukin-1 receptor accessory protein-like 1. Gene Ontology annotation, molecular function: interleukin-1 receptor activity. The transcript is spliced from 11 exons. Lineage: Eukaryota; Metazoa; Chordata; Actinopteri; Elopiformes; Megalopidae. The record is from RefSeq and is a predicted model, not a curated record. Gene Ontology annotation, biological process: signal transduction; negative regulation of exocytosis. The coding region runs from base 1 to 2106 and encodes 701 amino acids.
AUGGCAACAAGCAAGAUUCCCCAGCGACAGGCCGAGCUUAAAGUGGACGGCUGCACGGAUUGGUCGGUGGACUACUUGAAGUACAAAGUGCUUCAGGGGGAGCCGGUGCGGAUCAAGUGCGCUUUAUUUUACGGAUACAUCCGGGCCAACUACAGCCACGCCCAGAGUGCCGGCCUCAGCCUGAUGUGGUACCGGAGCGCGGGCCACGGCGACUUCGAGGAGCCCAUCUCCUUCGACGGCGUGCGCAUGAGCAAGGAGGAGGAUGCCAUCUGGUUCCGGCCAGCGGAGCUGCAGGACGUCGGGCUCUACUCCUGCGUGCUACGGAAUUCCACUUAUUGUAUGAAGGUGUCCAUGUCUCUGACCGUGGCAGAGAACGACACGGACCUCUGCUACAACUCCAAAAUGCGCUACUUUGAGAAGGCGGAGCUGAGCAAAAGCAAAGACAUCACAUGUCCCGAUAUGGAGGACUACAUGCAGCCGGGGAAGGAACCAGCAAUCAUGUGGUACAAGGAGUGCAAGCCGAAACAGUGGAGGCAAAGUAUUUUAUGGAGGAAGGACACUCUGUCCAUCAGGGAGGUGCGGGAGGAUGACAUUGGGAAUUACACAUGCGAGUUACAGUUUGGCAACUUCGUGGUGCGGAGGACCACUGAGCUCACCGUCACAGCCCCUUUGACCGACAAGCCACCAAAGAUCCUCUUCCCGACGGAGAAUAAAAUGAGCACCAUGGAGAUGCAAAUAGGUGGCCCUGUUAACCUCACCUGCCGGGCGUUCUUCGGGUACAGCGGAGACGUCAGCCCGCUCAUCUACUGGAUGAAGGGGGAGAAGUUCAUCGAGGAUCUGGAUGAGAGCCGGGUCCAGGAGAGUGACAUCAAAAUCAUCCGGGAGCACCUGGGGGAACAGGAAGUGUCAAUCUCCCUUACAAUUGACUCAGUGGAAGAGGGGGACCUGGGUAAUUACUCUUGCUAUGUGGAGAAUGGCAAUGGAAGACGCCAGGCCAGCAUUCAGCUCAUCAAGCGGGCAGAGCUGAUGUACACCGUGGAGCUGGCAGGAGGAUUGGGGGCGAUCCUGCUGUUGCUGAUAUGCCUGGUCACGCUCUACAAGUGCUACAAGAUAGAGCUCAUGCUCUUCUACAGGAACCACUUUGGGAGCGACGAUGUGGAUGGAGAAAACAAGGACUACGAUGCCUACCUGUCCUACACCAAAGUGGACCCGGACCAGUGGAACCAGGAGACCCGGGAGGAGGAGCGCUUUGCCCUGGAGAUCCUCCCCGACGUCCUGGAAAAGCAUUAUGGGUAUAAACUCUUCAUUCCAGACAGGGACUUGAUCCCGACAGGAAGUUUCAGCAAUGAUCAUUUCCAGGAUGACACAAGACUGCUUAGAGCGUACAUCGAAGACGUGGCGCGCUGCGUGGACCAGAGCAAGCGCCUCAUCAUCGUCAUGACGCCCAGCUACGUGCUGCGGCGGGGCUGGAGCAUCUUCGAGCUGGAGACGCGGCUGCGCAACAUGCUGGUGACGGGCGAGAUCAAGGUGAUCCUGAUCGAGUGCGCCGAGCUGCGCGGCAUCAUGAACUACCAGGAGGUGGAGGCGCUCAAGCACACCAUAAAGACCCUGACGGUCAUCAAGUGGCGCGGGCCGGCCAGCAGCAAGCUCAGCUCCAAGUUCUGGAAGCGGCUGCGCUACGAGAUGCCCUUCCGGCCGGCCGAGCCCGCCGCGCCGCGCGAGCCCGUGCUGGACGCGAGCGAGCAGGGGCCCUUCGGCGAGCUGCAGACCGUCUCUGCCAUCUCCAUGGCGGCCGCCACCUCCACCGCCAUGGCAACGGCGCACCCGGAGCUGCGCUCCACCUUCCACAACACCUACCACACCCAGAUGCGGCAGAAACAGUACUACCGGAGCUACGAGUACGACAUCCCGCCCGGCGGCACGCUGCCGCCGCUCUCCUCGCUAGGCAACCAGCACACCUACUGCAACAUCCCCAUGACUCUGCUGAACGGCCAGCGACUGCAGCCCAAGCCCUCCCGCGACCAGAGCCUGGAGGAGGCGCAUGCCAACAACGCCAUGCUCCCGCUGUUGCCCAGGGAGACCAGCAUAUCCAGCGUCAUCUGGUGAUGCCGCCCUACCAGAGGGUGCCGAGGGACUUUGGGGGGGGGGGGUUGUGGGUUCAUGUACUGCGGGGAGGGGGAAGGGACCGUCAGUCUCCUGGUGUUUGGACCCCCCGCGAUUUGCUGCUGUUGAACUCACCCCAAAAUCCACAGGGAUAAAAAAAACAGGAGAAACAGGAAAAAAACAGACCGAAAGUGGACAGCUCAUACAAACAAGAACUGGAGGAGAGCAGACAGGUUUCCCACGAGCGCACGCACACAGACACACGCAGGGAAAACAGGGUCUUGUACAUAUAUUUGCAAUUUUUUUGUAGCAUCGGUGUCUUCCCGUUUCUUUGUUUUCUUUGUGUUCGCCGUUUUCGUUGCC